Daktulosphaira vitifoliae (grape phylloxera) is the source of this 462-nucleotide messenger RNA. RefSeq lists its product as uncharacterized. The coding region runs from base 1 to 462 and encodes 153 amino acids. NCBI's taxonomy places the organism in Eukaryota, Metazoa, Arthropoda, Insecta, Hemiptera, Phylloxeridae. The record is from RefSeq and is a predicted model, not a curated record. The transcript has a single exon.
AUGUUUGUAAAGUUCCAUCUGGAUCAACUUGGAUGUACUGUAAGAAAGUUCAAAGAUAACAGACCUGGUCCAGACUGGGCAAAAUCUUUUUUAAAAAGGCACAAAACUAGUUUGACUUUAAGAAUGUGUCAAAACAUCAAGCGAAAUAGAGCUGAUAUUAACAGCUUUUUUGACAAUUUUAGCAAAACUGUAGAAGGCGUUCCUCCAAGCAAUAUCAUAAAUUAUGAUGAAACAAAUUUAAGUGAUGACCCUGGAAGAAAAAAGAUUAUUUGUAAACGAGGUACUAAGUACCCAGAAAGGAUAAUGAACCAAACUAAAUGUUCAACAACGGUGAUGUUUGCUGCUGCUGCAGAUGGAAAACUUCUACCCCCCUAUGUAAUCUAUAAAUCACUACAAUUGUAUGACACAUGGACUGAAGGUGGCCCUAUAGGCACAAGAUAUAACAGAACACCAUUUUUUUGA